Messenger RNA from Labrus mixtus (cuckoo wrasse), 3170 nucleotides. RefSeq lists its product as uncharacterized. Gene Ontology annotation, biological process: regulation of centriole replication. Bases 459 to 2168 code for a protein of 569 amino acids. The transcript has 7 exons. Gene Ontology annotation, cellular component: centrosome; centriole; cytosol. The record is from RefSeq and is a predicted model, not a curated record. NCBI's taxonomy places the organism in Eukaryota, Metazoa, Chordata, Actinopteri, Labriformes, Labridae.
AACAAUAGUGCUAAGCAUUUAAGCUAAUGUUUGGUAGUGAGGAAUCAUCCAAAAAUGUGCCACACAAGCAAGGCAGAUGACCAAUAUAGGAGACUCAUCAUCAGCUGAGUGAGCGAGAGAAAGAGAGAGAGAGAGAGAGAGAGUUUUAGGUAGAAAUGAAAAUGGCUCUUAGCAUGCAAUAAAUGAUGUAAUGAUAAAGUGAACUGAACAAUGUGAUAUUGAAGUAUUAGCAGGAAGACGUUUUUCAGUGACAGGAUAUCUGGGCUUUAGUGAUGAGUAGGUAAAUCUAAUACAUGUGUUUCAAGUCGAGUAUAUGCCCUUUAAGUGCACUUCAAUUUGAAAAUCUUCAUGUAGGGUUUAUAGCUUAGUUAAAACUUAGAAGUAACUCUCUCGUGAACAAUAUAUAUUUCUUCUCCUGCUGUGUACUGACAGAUGAAAACAUAGAGGACAGCUGGUCGAUGUCAGGAGGUUUCCGCAAUUGGACAUCGCCAAGCCUAUCGACACCCAACAUCAAUGAGGCCUCAAGUAAGGAUAUUGCUGCUUCACUGCACAAGAAUGUGCUGUCAUGGGGAGUGUGGCGGGGGCCAGAGCAGAAGGAGAGUGUGUUUCUUCGAGCAAUAGCACACUCUGCCUACUCUCAGACUGCAGAUAGAGGAUCUUACAGUGGUGUUUCUAGCCUGUCCAGGUCUGCAAGUGUCCCAGAUGUGCUGGGAAGGAGUCCAAAGACAGCAUUUUCUUCCAUUACCAUCGCAUCCCGGAAGGUUCUGCGCUCAUUCUCCACCUCUCGGGAAACUUUGUGCCCAUCCUCUCAAAGACAGCCUUUGAGGGUAUUCUCUGCACAUAACGAAAAUUUUGGAACAGGAAUCUUACCCACGAGCAGAAUGAGAGUCCCAGAAUCCCAGCCGGACUUGAGCAGACAGAACUCUACUAUUGUAACCUCGAAUAACUUCAGACAGGCCUACUCACCAGCUGAUAGGUUGGCAGUGAGAGAUUGGGGAAAGAGGAAAGCACAACUUGUUCAACACAGACAGAGCCACACAGAGAGCAACAGAAAGGAGGAUGUGAUGGGCUGCUCUUUAAUAGAUCUGUCCUCGAAACCUUCCUACAGGUCCUGUGUCCAUCUGGAGGUGCCUCUGAGGUCUAGUAGCUCUGUUCUGUUUUUGGACAAGUCACUUUGCAUUUCCCUUGUGGGACUGGAGGAAAGAAGAGCAAGUCAACCCACUUUGUUCAGGUCAACCUUUUCUAUUCGCCUCAGUGGCUCAUCCUGCCGAAGAUAUGCUACGAAAAGCAAAGUAGCCAAAACAAAUUUGGGAUACAGGAGACCCAGAUCGGCCAAAUUAGACGGCUACAAAUGCAAUAGCCAAGAGAGUAAUUUGGGCCACUGCAGAGGCUCUCUGCCAAAGCUCAGGGGCGACAAGGUUGUGAAAAUAGCACCUGCUUGUGGUGUGAAGGUGGAGGUGGAUGGUUCAGACACACAAUGCUUGAGCGCUACUUCAGGAAUAUUGUCAUUCAGAGGGCCAGACCGCUCAAACACAAAGACUGCAAGGCAGAAGGGGAAUGCUGAUGAGGCAGCUUUCCCUGUCCGGACCGAUUCCAGGCACAAGAAGCAUACUUUCAAUACCCGCUCAGUGGACUCCAGGACCUGGAGCAAGCAAACAAGAAGUGACGAGACAAAGGAGCGACAAGAUCAAGACAGCUCCACAGAGCCUCCAAACGUUUUCAUUUCAGAAAAGACCUUUUCCAGUUCCGAGGCUGAUUCUCUGGAAGAAAUGCCCCAAACUCUCAGCCUCAAAGAGGCUUUGGAGCUCUUCAGGCCAGACUUCAUCAGCCGAUCUCAAGGUCGGUUGAAGAGGUUGGAGAAGAGGGCCAUGAGGAGGAGAGCGCUGCAGGAGUCCAAUCCAGACCUGGUGCUGGACCUGAGGGAGGAGGGAUGCAGACAAAGGAGGAAGUGCACAACACCUGAUCCACUUAGCGAUAACCUUUUCAAGCCUAGAGAGAGGUCUAUAUCCGGCAGAGAGAUGCAGCUGAGGUCCAGACGGAUUUACAACAAGCUGCCAGAGGUGACAAAGAAAAAGGAAGAGGAGAAAAAGAGGGCUGUAUCACAAAGCAACAGAGUACGAGCAGAAGUCUUCAAAAAGAAACUCCUGGACCAGAUCCUGCAGAGAUAAACAAGAGACACUGACCAUUUUCCAUAAAUCUAUGUAAAUAAUUCUUGUGCCUUUGCAUAUCGUUUCAUUCAAUCAAAGCUCACUUCCUACUAUAAUGGUCUGCUGAAAACGUUCUUGAACUGCUUCAAAUGCAAAGAAAUGCAACAAAUAAAGAAAAAAUGUAUUUUGCUGACAUUGUCAAGUGUUUCUAGUCGUCUAGGUUGACCGCUUUAGGGUGGUUUUUCGCUAUUUGCAUAUCUGUCUGGUUUGACUUGACACAUUAUGAAGACACAAGGCCAAAAAUAUACGGUCAAAUUAUUCAUGAGAUGUAAUUAAAUAUGAUGUUUAUAUGCUUUUAACUUAAUUGUUAUGUACAGACACUGAAAAAGCCAAACCUGCUCUGACAGAUGAAAUAUUGAAGCCAUCAGCUUUUCAUCUGUCUUCCAUGCUUAAAUGUCCACCCAGUGAUGAAAUGCAUUGCCCAUUAAUCAAAGCAUUCUUCUCAUUUCUCUUCUAAUGGUUUAAUUCCUUAUCUACCAUAUCAGGUCCCACUAAUGUAUCUCAAAAUGAAAUGAAAGCAUUCCAAGGACAUUCCUUCCUAGAAAUGGUAUCAUUCUACAGGAAAUUGAGUCGCAGCGCUCUGAGCAAAACACCUUGACUCUGACAUUGGUACAGUACUUAGGGUGCUUCUCAAGCAUCCAGAGGGGAGAACCAUGUUUCGUCAUUGACUACGCAUCUGCCUCGAGGCCUCUGGAUCCUCCCAUCCGGAACAGAGGAAUUCCAAGCUAAUCGAACUCAGGAGACACGCAGAGCCUUGUGAAUGGAGGCCUUUGUCACAUAUGCACCAAACCAGGGAUGACAAUGUAAUAAGAGAGGAGACUCCAGCGCAAAGCUUGUGACCGCAGUCCAUAUUUAGCCAGAAAAGGUGACUGACAUCUCGAUGGCAUUUAAACAGAGCCUGCUGGGAUACGACGAGAACAGGGGAAGAACAUGUUCUGUAGGUCUUACACAAACACGCUGAAU